This is a messenger RNA of Aspergillus niger, 651 nucleotides long. RefSeq lists its product as hypothetical. Bases 1 to 651 code for a protein of 216 amino acids. The transcript has 4 exons. The record is from RefSeq and is a predicted model, not a curated record. Lineage: Eukaryota; Fungi; Ascomycota; Eurotiomycetes; Eurotiales; Aspergillaceae.
AUGGAGCCCAGGGAGCUUGACAUCCGUCUUUUCCGGCCACUGUUCUCUACUGGAGUGACUCUCUGGUCUGCUGAUGAGGGCAAUAUCGGUCUUUUCCGCUCGAAGACGAUAGUGAUGGUCUUUGUCAGGGCCGUAUGGAGUCACAUGGUUGGCAGACAUGACGCAAUCUGUGCCAGCCCGAAUACAAUCAUACUCCAGUACAAAAUUAUUAUCGAAGCCUCUGCAGGGGCUUUAGUAAUUCUUGGAUCCCGCACAGCGGCAGCUGCGACGGAUCUAGCAGUUCAUUCAGCUGAUUAUGUCCAUGUUCAUCAUCGCCUCCAGGCGUGCAUUAGUGUUGCGGCUACCAAUCAUGCCCAGCGGCUCCCAAGGAUAAGCGAAGUGUCGUCCGCAGCCAUAGAUAGUCGGGAAGAAGAAGGCAAUGGUCUAAAAAGCACAGAGCCUGACCACAGCCCAACUAAUCAGGCCAAAAAGCCUCUCUUGGUCCUGUGCAAGAAAUCGACGAUACAGAAAGAGCGAGCUCAUCUUGCUCAGUCCAUUAGCCGAGGUCAUCAGGGCCCAAGUGAUCCAAUCCACCUGUCGAAAGAUGCGCUUUACCAGCUCGACUAUCCUUUGGGACUCCGAGAAUUCAGUCAAGUCGGCCUCUUCGCCUGA